Molecule: messenger RNA, 607 nt
Organism: Aethina tumida (small hive beetle)
Lineage: Eukaryota; Metazoa; Arthropoda; Insecta; Coleoptera; Nitidulidae
Product: protein C10
Exons: 1
Coding region: 211-573 (120 amino acids)
Biological process (GO): post-embryonic development
Source: RefSeq, a predicted model, not a curated record
AAAUCAAGAUUUUUAUCAACUGGUCUAAAUAAUAAUUAUAUACUUUUAGUAUUGGUUGAAUUUAUAUAAAUAAACGAGUAUUUGGACAAAGAACACUGACAAACCGUUGGUAAAAUUUAUUUACCCCACCACGAACCUCUCAAAUGUCCGUUAUACAGUUAGCAUCCUGUUAAUCAGAGGGGGUCUGAAAAGUGCAUUUUGUAAACAAACAUGUCGGAAAUACCCCCGUUAUCGAGCGAAACUGCAAUACAAAUUUUGAACAGGACACUCGAAGAACUAAAUAGUCCGACGAAUACAAAAAAAUUGGAGGAGGCGCGCGACGAUGUUGGCAACGAGAUGCUGAAGAUGUUGCAGUAUGUAUUUCCUCUUGUGUUGCAAGUACAAUCGGAAAUCAUCAAAGACUUCGGGUAUCCUGAAGGACGAGAGGGCAUGAUUAAGUUUGCAUUGGCGAUCAGGGAAUUGGAGAGAGAGGAUGUUGAGGUGGCGCGAUUGCACAGUCUUGUCAAGGCGUAUUAUUUACCACCAGUUUCUGUUAAUGCCAUGAAUGAGGAAGAGAGAACUAGUAGCAAUUAAGGAUUUUUUAUACAAUAAAUUUAUUACUAAUCAA